AAUAUGGCCGAUAUAAAUGAACGUUUAAAUCUCGCCGUCAAAGCCUUUGAGAGUGGGAAGUUCUCUACAAAGGCCGCCUGCGCUGCCGCGUUUGACGUCAAGAUAAGCACUUUUAAAGAUCGUUUAAAUGGCAUCAAAUCACGUACGGAAAAAGAUGCUAAUGGUAGAAAGCUAUCUACAAUUGAGGAAAAUACGUUAAAGCAGUGGCUUCUUGAUAUGGCCCACCGUGGACUGCCU
This is a messenger RNA of Aspergillus aculeatus ATCC 16872, 237 nucleotides long. RefSeq lists its product as uncharacterized. The annotation marks the transcript as partial. The record is from RefSeq and is a predicted model, not a curated record. The transcript has a single exon. NCBI's taxonomy places the organism in Eukaryota, Fungi, Ascomycota, Eurotiomycetes, Eurotiales, Aspergillaceae.